AUGGACAUUCAUAGGUGUCGCUUUGUUCAAUACCCUCCACAGCCUAUCAAUGCUCUGGCUUUCUCUCACCCCUCCCGCCCAAAGGAAAGAACUCCCUCUGAUCUCCGCCUCGCCCUUGGUCGCAGUGAUGGUGAUAUUGAAAUAUGGAACCCUCGAGAUGGACUCUGGGUGCAGGAAACGAUUUUGAAGGGAAAGAAAGACACAACAAUCGAGCAACUCGCCUGGAUACAAGAUAGGGUGGUGAAUGAUGCAUCCGACGGAUUAGGACCUGCUCAUGGUUCAUUACGACUUUUCAGUACUGGAGGUUCAAAUUCCAUCACCGAGUGGGACAUCUGUACUGGUUCGCCAAAAAGACAAGCCGAAGGAAACUCUGGAGACAUCUGGUGCUUUGCUGCCCAACCGCCAAUCGAGGAGUUCGAAAAGAAAGCAACACUUGAGAAUGGCUCUGGCUCACAGCUUUUGGCGGCAGGAUGCUCCAAUGGAACAGUCAUUCUGUUCUCUACUGAGGAUGAUGAUCUACGCUAUCUACGGCACAUCAUCGCACCACCCGUGAAGAAACCAAAGGUUUUGAGUCUCACCUGGCGAGACCGACAGACUUUGGUUGCUGGAUAUGAGGAUAGCAUAAUUCGAGUGAUUGACGUCCCCAAUAGAAAAAUCAUUCGGAACAUGAGUUUGGGAAAGCCGGUCGACGGCAACAAUUCCGUGGUGUGGACCGUCAAGUGUCUUCCUGAUGGCUCAAUACUCUCUGGGGACUCUGCAGGAGAGCUGAAGAUCUGGGAUUCGAAGAAUUUCGCCUUAGUUCAGCGACUCAAGUCCCACAAAGCGGACAUCUUGGAUAUUGCCACGAGCGCUUCUGGCGACAUGAUAUUUUCAUUCGGUGUAGAUAGGAGGACUGUGACCUAUAAACCGGUCACCGUUCACCCAGGAAUCAGGGCUUCGAGAUGGGCUGAAGUCACUCACAAAAGGUUCCAUCGCCACGACGUCAAGUGCUCGUCAAGUUUUGAGAGCAAAGACUUGAGCGUUUUGGUCUCAGGUGGUAUGGAUGCCCGACCCAUCGUUGUCCCAAUACGAAGGCAUCAGACUGAAUUGCACCGGACACUUCCACAUCUUCCCCAAAGAUCACAAAUUUCAUCUUCACCCAUUUCAAGGCUUUUCAUUUCUUGGUGGGAUCGUGAAAUCCAGGUGUACUACGUUCGAAAAUACCGACGUCCUGCAGAGACUAAUUUCGACAAUGACGCCAUGACCAACUCACCAUACGAAACUCUUGCAAGACUCGUCAUGCAAGGAGGCGAAAAUAUCCAAGACGCCAAUAUCUCCGAAGAUGGACAAUUUAUCGUCGCAGCCACCAUCAGCAGUGUCAAAUUGUUUCAACUCCGAGAGACCCAAGUCUCGGGCAAACCUUGCAUCCGGACCAGGCAAAUCGAACUUCCCCAUACAAUCGCCCGUCUAGGUGCAAGGCGCGUAGGAUUCUCUCCUGAUGGGAAAUGGCUCUAUACGAUUCGAAAGGACAACACCAUCACACUUACGAAGAUCACACCGUCAGAAAACCCCAAAGAACGCCCCUCGAUUCAUCAAAAAAUCGUAAUACUCUGUCGCACGACGCGAAAUCUUCCUCCCUCCGCCUUGGGUACCUACCAACGAACCACCACACAAAUCGCAUUCUCUACUGACUGUCGAGUUCUCGCCGUGGGAGACCUGUCCGGCGCCAUCGACGUAUGGGUCGUCGAAGGCCACGAGGAUCUGAACGUUGUCGAGACCGCGUCCCAUCAUUCCGAUGACACGUCCGACUCGUCUUCCAGCUCCUCCUCUGACUCAGAUGAAGACGAAGACGAAUCCCCCAUAAUCCACGGGCAAAAAUGGAUUCGCAACCCAUCUGGUUCUCAGAUGCCACAACUAGACUCGGCCAUCCUUGCUCUUACUUUCCGCCCUUCGCCUAGCACAUCCAGUUCCGGUUCGAUGAAUGGAAACCUCGGUCUCCACGCCACACGGCGCACUCCACACCCUAUAUGCCACGAACGACCCUCGCCAGACAUAAAACUACUUGCCAUGACCGCGACGCAUCAACUGAUUGAAUUCGACGUGCUAAGUAGCAAGUUGAGCGAGUGGUCACGACGGAAUCCCUCCAAGUACCUCCCGUAUGACUUCACGCGGAUCAAAGACCGAGUAAUGGGGUGUUUCUGGGACUGCACUGAUCGCGAGACUCGAGGAGAAAGGUUAUGGCUCUAUGGCCCAACGUGGCUGUUCAUGCUGGACAUCUCGCAAGAUCUACAGGUGGAGGAAUCCUUUACUACGGCGGAGACGGAGACAGCGACAAAAGUCGAGAGAAGCGGUCGGCUCGGCCGGUACGAUGUGCUGGAACCCGUGAAGGACAAUGGCAGAGAAGAAGACAACGCGGGAGCAACGCCAAGCAAACGGCGGAAGCUGCAGGACAAGAUACAGAUCCGCGACCGAGGUGCCGAUAUCAGAAACAAUAGCAAAAGCAGGAGAAAACGAAAAAGUAACACAGGAGCCGGCGACGCCAUCCCCGAACGCCACCGCGAAAGCGCCAUGGGGAGCGAAAUGUUGAAGUUCAAGAACCCAGACGAUGACGUCGAGAUGAUUGAUUUCGACGCCCCUCUCAACGAGCACACCAGUGAAGUCGCCGACGAUGACGACAGUCAGAAAGACGCUCUAACUCUCAUGAGACGGAACGCGGACGUAGCUCUUCAGGGCCAAAGCCAAGGUCAAGAUCAAAAUUCAACCGACAAAUCAUUAUCUUCAACUGCUAAACCCAACGCCCGACGCCCGCACUGGCAUACAUUCGCUUACCGCUCCAUUCUGGGGAUCGGCGUGAUAGGAACCAGUGGCAGCAGCUCGGAUACCGAGGAUCCAUCAUCUUCGCCGGUAGUGUCAACGGAGAAUAAUAUCGAAGUGGUUAUUGUGGAGCGCUCCAUGUGGAAUGUGGAUCAACUCCCCAGAUUCGACGGCGGGCAAGAAUGGGAGACGUAA
Molecule: messenger RNA, 2988 nt
Organism: Rhinocladiella mackenziei CBS 650.93
Lineage: Eukaryota; Fungi; Ascomycota; Eurotiomycetes; Chaetothyriales; Herpotrichiellaceae
Exons: 1
Coding region: 1-2988 (995 amino acids)
Biological process (GO): maturation of SSU-rRNA from tricistronic rRNA transcript (SSU-rRNA, 5.8S rRNA, LSU-rRNA)
Cellular component (GO): t-UTP complex; small-subunit processome; 90S preribosome
Molecular function (GO): RNA binding; protein binding
Source: RefSeq, a predicted model, not a curated record